This is a messenger RNA of Stylonychia lemnae, 5223 nucleotides long. The record is from the annotation of a GenBank genome assembly. NCBI's taxonomy places the organism in Eukaryota, Ciliophora, Spirotrichea, Sporadotrichida, Oxytrichidae.
AUGAAAAUUUCUAAGGCAAAAUACGUAAAUCUAACAAAGAAUUAUUUUAACAAAUGCGGCCCAACUUUUGAAGGGGGAAUAUUUGCCCUAUCAUCUACAAUUUUAUAUGAUUAAGAUUCUAGUUAUGAUAGCAAUUAUGCUAUUUAUGGUGGGGUGUUACAGGGUAUUCAAAGUACAGUAGAGGUUAAAAAUUGCAAAUAUACCAACAAUAUAGCUAAAAGAGGCGGAGUGUUUUUGCUUAACAGUGCCUCAUUCCUUACAAUAUCAGGAUCUUUAUUUGAAUAGAAUUAAGCUUACUAUGAGUCAGGAGUUAUCAAUCUGGAGACAAGUUCGGUUUCAAAUGUUAGCACUUCUAAAUUUAUUAAAAAUAAAGCAUAAGAAAGUUCUGUCUUAUUAGUGAUGGAAGGCUCAAAGGAUUAUAAUAUAACUUUUAAGCAAUGCUUAUUUGAGUAAAAUCAAGCAGAUAAAAAUACUAUUUCGAUACUACAAGCUAAUUUACUUAUAAAAGAUUCAUAAUUCUCAGAGAAUAAUGCGCUUGAAAGAAGCAAAAAUAUUUUUGCUGGAUUUUCAUCGGUUUAUAUUUUUGACACAACUUUCUAAGGUCUUUCAUAUAAAAAUAUUCAAAGACAAUUAUAAACUGAUAAAACUAAUGGAUGCUUUAUAUUUAUAAUUUUGGAUGUCAAUCUAUUUGUUCAAAAUUCUUAAUUUAUCAGUGGAGUUGCUAAAUAAGGAGGAGCUAUAUUUAUUGCUGGGGAUUCAAGGAUUGAUAUCAUCGAUAGUACAUUCACUGAUAAUAAAGCUUAUUAAUUUGGUGGGGCUAUUUAGGCGUCUGGAUUUGAUUACUUAAGAAUAUCAAAAGAUACGAAAUUUAUAAAGAAUAGAGCUAAUGAUGGUGGAGAUGACAUUUACGCAACUAAUACACAAGGAGAAUUAAAUCUUCAAAACGUUAAUUUCUAGAAUCCUUAGGCAUAUUUAUCUAUCUAUGCUUCGAGCUUAAGUCUAAAGAUGUAUAAGGUAUCUAUGCUGAACAUUGGCAUUGAAAAUGACAACCAUAAUUACGGGUCAGCAUUAUAUUGUAUCGACUGUAAAGAUAUUGAUAUCUCAGAUUCCUCAUUUAUAAAUAUGAAUAGCUUUAUAGGAGGAGCAUUUUAUAUAGAAGAGCUAACUUAAAAUAAAAUAAAUAAUUUAAAUACUGCAAAGUACCAAAUAAGAAAUUCUAUUUUCUAGAACUGUAUAUCUGUUUCUGGUGGUGCACUGUAUCUAUUAAAUGUAGAAAAAAUGCUAAUAUCAAAUACAAAGUUUAAGAACAAUAGAGCAAUAAAUAGUACAGCUGAAAAUUAUUUCAAAUACCAUGGAUCAGGUGGAGCUAUUUACUAUGAAUGCAAAGAUACUAAUGAUAAUUGCGAAUUGAGCAUCAAUGAUAAUACCUAAUUCUUAAACAACUAAGCAACUAGAUAAGGCGGAGCUAUACAUUGGGAGUCUCUAGAGCCAAAAAUAUCAUCUGAUGUUUAAUUUAAGAAUAAUUAUGCAGUAUAAUAUGGAAAUGAUUUAUCUUGCUUCGCCUAAAAAAUAAUAAAAAUUGAUAAGACUAUUUAUGAUAACACAAUAACAAAGUUAGGAAUAGAUUAGAGAAUGAGAUAGCUGCUAGAAAAUUAAACCACUUAUUCUUAAUCAAUGGAUGUCCAAGCGUAAGUAUCUAGCUAAAGAAGUGGUGGCACUAUACCUGGUAUGUACGUUGCUUUAGUAGAUUAAUAUGGGCAGAUUAUAGGGACAGACUAAGAGAGUAAAAUUAGAGUUAAUAUAGAUUCUUAAAAAAUUCUUGAUUAAAAUGCGUUAACCUAUCCUCCUAUUAUUGAAGGAAAAUCACAGUUUUUUGUACUUGCAGGUGUGGUGUAGAUUUAAGAUAUUCAAUUCACAGGUACUCCUGGCUAAUAGUAUGGGCUAGUUUUUACUACUGAUGGAAUCGAUAUUAAAAAGAAAUCUAAUAAAGACUAUUUAGCUAAAUAAGCUACUUCAACUGAUAUUGAUUUCAAAGUUGAUGUUAAGCUAAGAGAAUGCAAGGUAGGGGAACAAUUUACUAUUGCAGGUAAAUGUGAAGUAUGUGAAAAUGGAAAUAGUUUUUCUCUAAUUAAAAUGGAUUAGCCUGGUGAGUGCUAAACUUGCCCGACUGACAAAGCCCGCUGCUAUGGAGGCACUAAUAUUGGACCCAAGCCAGGAUAUUGGAGAAAGAAUAAUGUGACUUCUUACUUUAUUUAAUGCUUGUAUUUACCAGCGUGCCUAGGAAUGGUCCCUCCAUAAGAUGAUCCAAAAGGAUCCUGCUUUAUAGGAUACUAAGGUACAUUAUGUGCAGAUUGUGUAAUUGGCUAUUCAAGAUAAGGAGAUUUUAAGUGCUAAGAAUGUCCUGAAAAAAUUGCUAAUUCUCUCAGACUUGCAGCUAUUUUUAUUGGAGUAUGCUUUUUAAUUGUAUUUGUUGUCAGAUCUACAUUACUUGGAGCCAGAUAAUCAAAAAAUGUGACAAGUAUAUAUUUGAAAAUCAUGAUGAAUCAUCUGUAAUUGAUUGUAUUAUGCUCUUCUUUCAGUUUUGAUUGGCCGAGAAUGUUGAUUGAUUUUUAUACAGAAAUUAAGCCAGUGGCCUAAGCUACAACAUAAAUUUUUUCAUUUGAUUGUUUCAUUGAUAAAAGAGGUGGUGAUUAGAAUGAUGUCUCAGACUAGGUCGAGUUUUUCAGAAUAUUUUAUCAGAAAAUGAUCAUUUUAGCAGUUACUCCACUAUUACUUGGCUUUUGCUCAUGGAUAUUUUGGCUUACUUAUCACAAGAUCAAACAUAUAAAAGAGAAAUAUUAAGGGAAGAUUAUCUCUACCUUGAUUAUUUUGUUGUUUUUAGUGCAUCCAAAUAUUGUUCACUACAUGUUCAAUAAUUUUAAAUGCUCAUCAAUAGAUGGUGAAAGCAGGCUCUUAUAUGAUUUAGAGGUUACCUGUUGGGGUGAAACGCAUUCCUUAUUUAGUUAUUUUGUAGCAAUACCAAGCAUAUUUGUUUGGGGGCUAGGAAUACCCUUUUUUGGAUUAAUUUUAUUAAUGAAAGUAAGGCAUAACCUCGAAAAUAUAGAUUCAAGAUAGAAAUUAGGUUUUCUCUAUAGAGGGUAUAGAAGGAGAUUUCAUUACUGGGAGAUUAUUAUAAUGUAUAGAAAAAUAUUCUUGAUUUUCAUUUCAGUAUUUGUAAGCGCUUUUGGAAUAAUGGCUUAAGCUUUGAUUGUCUUUAUAUUCUUAAUAUGCUUCUUAAUACUUAAUUUGAAAACUCAGCCAUUCAGUACUGUAGCUUUAAACGAUUUAGAAACUGUAUCUUUAGUGACUUCUAUGAUUACAAUUUACUGUGGGUUGUUCUUUUUAUCUAAUACUAAGCAGAGUUAAGUUGAAUAAGAUCCUGAGCUUAAGAAUAAAGCAGUAUAAUUGAGUGAUAAUGUUCUUUUGGCUUUAUUUGUUGUAAUAGUUCUAUCAAAUUUCUCAUUUUUCAUCUAUUGGAGUAUCAAAAUGCUACAAGAAGUAAAAGGAAAAAUUAUGAGAAAUAUUCCUAGACUUUAUCUAUUCUUUUGUGCUUGUGGAAACUACUAAUUGUUUGAAAGAGAAUUAAGACAGCUUAAAAUUGAUGAGGAAAAUGACGAGUUAAGAGAAGACUUCUUUUAAAUCGUUUCCAAUCUUAAAAACUUACAUCUCGAAGGAAGAUUACUACUUAAUCAGAAAACAUUGGAAAAACUCCAUAUUUACUUAAGCGCCUAAAAUAUCUUGACAUUGGUAUAAUAAGGCAAAUAUGAUUAAAAGUAAUAAAACUAUCUUAUAAAUAGAAAAAAGAGAAAAUCUUCUCUCUAAGAUAAUAUUCAGAUAUAACCUAAUAAGGAAAUAGGUGAGUUGAAUGAUGAAUACUUUUUCUAUAAUCAAGAUUAAGACUCAACCUCUAAAAAUUAAUCAAAUUUGUCAAAUAUAGACCUAGAUAAUCUCAAUAUUACCGAAUUUGUAAAUACGAAAAAAGUUAGAUACAAUCGCAUGAAUUUGUCAACCACUAGUAUGGAUUCAAAUGCUUUAAUAAAAACCGCAUCUAAUUUUAGAAAUUAGAAUAGUAAUGUGAGUGAUAAGUACAGCACUAAUAAUAUUAAACUGAGCCCUAUAAAUAUUGAUAAAAAUUAAACCGUCUCUGGAAGACCAAAGAUAAUAAGAGGGAAUCAAAAUAACCUUAGUCCUUCAAAGUUUAGUCUUAAAGCUCUUUCAAAAUAACGAUAAGAAGAUCUCAAUGUAAUUUCAACAGCAGACUAAAUAGUUAAAAGAAGGGAUAUAUAUAAUAUAGAUUCAAUUUUAGAAUCACCAAGCAAACUAGAUGAAUCAGAUGACAAUUCUUUGGUCUCAGAUUCUAUAGAUAACCAUGAUCUUGAAUUAGAACAUCAGAUAAGUUCAUUCAUGAGAUUUGAUUUUAGAAGAAAUUUAAAGGAUGCAGAAUUGGAAACCUUUGACAAGAUAGAUAAAAUUUAAGAGGAGGAAUAUAAAGAGAAUGAAUACUAUACAGAUAGAAUCAAAGAAAUUAUUCAGGCAUAAUUGAAAGUCGAAAAUCAAAAGCAGGUUGAAGAACAAGACAAAUUAGUUAUUCAGAUAUAGAAGAAAAAAGUAUUGAAAAACAAAUCAUCCUAGAAGUAUAGAGAAAAUAUUUAGAAUCAAAAGCAUACAACUAUGCAAACAAGAAAUUUCCUCAUGAAUAAGUCUCCAAAGAGAAGCAGCCUCUUUUCUCAUAGUGAAACAAGAAAGUCUAUAACAAUAGAGCACACAAUUGCUGACUCUCCAAGAUAAAAAGACUUAGUAUAAGAAUAUCUAUAAGCCCUAGAUAACGAUAAAGUAAAAGAUAGGUAAAUAACUCAAGAAUAAAUUUCAGAACUUAUUUAUAAUGAAGAGGAAUAAUAAGAAAAUAGUUCUAAUGAAAAUAAUCUAGUAUCUUUAGAGUCUGAUAAUGAAAUAAGAAAUCACGAUUAAGCUAUAACGUUCUACCGAAGAGGCUAGAAUGACGAUGUUUAAGCUUAUGUUGAUUAAAGGGAUGAUUUUGAGUUGAUAUUUUAGAAAUAGGAUAGUAAUUAAUAAGAUAUAUAUGAUUACCUCGAUUAAUAAGAAGAGGAAAAAUAAGACAAAUUUUAUGUCACUAUAAAAAGGUCAAUAGGUGAUGAAGAUAGUGACUUCAAACUAACAGAAUGA